This is a messenger RNA of Fusarium keratoplasticum, 732 nucleotides long. RefSeq lists its product as uncharacterized. The record is from RefSeq and is a predicted model, not a curated record. Bases 1 to 732 code for a protein of 243 amino acids. NCBI's taxonomy places the organism in Eukaryota, Fungi, Ascomycota, Sordariomycetes, Hypocreales, Nectriaceae. The transcript has 2 exons.
AUGACUCCCAACAGCGAGAACGCCAUGGCUCGGUUCCUUCUGGCCAUCCUUAACCAGAAGAACCUUAAAGACAUCGACUGGAACCAAGUCGCCGCGGAUCCCGUCCUCCUCCAGCCCAUCACAAACGGACACGCUGCGAGGAUGCGUUUUGCUCGGUUCCGUGCCACAGUCAACGGACAUGAGCCGCAGAAGAGGAACCGCACUGCCGACAAGUCGCGGGUGACCAAGUCGAAAAAGACGCAACCGGCCAAGAGAGAAAGCCUCAUCAAGGCUGAGACGGGCGUGGACUUUUCGUCGUAUGCCCAAGUUCGCCCGAGUCCUAAGAUCAAGCAGGAACCUAGUCAGCCUGGGUAUCUUGCCCAGUUCUCUCCCGCGUCGACUUCAUCACCUUACCUCACCGACAACCGAGACGACUUGAACCCCCGAUUCCUCACCCCUUGCAGCGAUGACAUGACCCAUGGUCUUGCCAUCAACCCUACAUCCCUCGAGGACCUCAGACUGCGUAACGGCUUUGGUCCCUCGAUGGACUGUCCCCAGGACCUUAUGGCACCGCCUUCCAAUGACUUCAGCCUGGGGCAGUCAACCUUUGAUACGUUUGACGCCGCCUACGACCUGACGGCCUACAAGACUGUCGGCGGCGGCCAGAGUCCCGCGACUAUCGACUUCGGCGCUGCCUCUCUGGCAGAUUGCAGCCCCGAGUGGACCGAUCACUUCAACGACCAUCACUUUUGA